UGUUUGUACCAUGGGAGAGGGAGGGAGCGAGCCCAGGCUGGAGCCGGGGUCAGCAAGGUAAGUAUCAUUGGUGUCAGUGGGAGGAAUAGUGCCCAAUCAUUGUGUAAAGUUUGGUGGAGGGGGGAUUAUGGUGUGGGGUUGUUUUUCAAGGGUUGGACUUGGCCCCCUAGUUCCAGUGAAGGGGUCAGCAAGGUAAGUAUCAUUGGUGUCAGUGGGAGGGAUAGUGCCCCAUCAUUUGUGUCA
Molecule: messenger RNA, 243 nt
Organism: Staurois parvus
Lineage: Eukaryota; Metazoa; Chordata; Amphibia; Anura; Ranidae
Source: the annotation of a GenBank genome assembly